Dromiciops gliroides (monito del monte) is the source of this 3675-nucleotide messenger RNA. It is a transcript of the gene HYCC2, whose product is annotated as family with sequence similarity 126 member B. The transcript has 15 exons. The record is from RefSeq and is a predicted model, not a curated record. Gene Ontology annotation, cellular component: plasma membrane. Gene Ontology annotation, biological process: phosphatidylinositol phosphate biosynthetic process; protein localization to plasma membrane. Lineage: Eukaryota; Metazoa; Chordata; Mammalia; Microbiotheria; Microbiotheriidae. Bases 418 to 2151 code for a protein of 577 amino acids.
GCCUGCUGAGCGGUCGAGGAACUCGACGCGGCCGACGCGGAUGGGUGGUUCCCUCCUUGAUUGAGUGAAAGAGAGAGCGCAGCGCUAGAGGGGCUGGACCGAGGGACAGGGUCCGGGAGCCCGAGGGGUCAGUCAGUCAGCUGCUUUCAACCCUCCGGCUGCCCAGGAAAGAAGAAACGCUUGAGCUUCGGGUAUCAACAGUAGAAGACUGAGAGACUAUUUUAAAGUUCAACAAAUGCAUUCCACACUUGAAAUCUGCUCCUUUCUUCUACCACCACCUCCUUUAGAGAUCUGACUUCUUAAACAAGAGAUAAAAGAAGACUCAAAGGUAUAAGAAGAUGUUGGGAUCUGAACGUGGUGUAGUGGAAGAAUGGUUAUCAGAAUUCAAGGCAUUACCUGAAACUCAGAUCACCAACUAUGCAGCAACUCUGCACAGGAAAAAAACACUGGUACCAGCUCUCUAUAAAGUCAUUCAAGACUCAAAUAAUGAGAUACAGCCUCCUCGAUGCCUCUGCUGUUUACUGGAGUGAGUUUGAAGAAGUUCAGCUCCUAGAGCCUGUCUGUCACCAGCUUUUUGAGCUAUAUCGUAGUUCUGAAGUUCGGCUCAAGAGAUUCACUCUGCAGUUCUUACCAGAGUUGAUAUGGGUUUAUUUACGUCUUACUGUUAGCCGGGACAGACAGAGUAAUGGUUGCAUAGAAGCACUGCUACUAGGAAUCUAUAAUUUGGAAAUUGCAGAUAAAGAUGGAAACAAUAAAGUGCUAUCUUUUACCAUCCCUUCCUUAUCUAAGCCUUCAAUAUACCAUGAGCCCUCAACUAUUGGAUCCAUGGCCUUGACAGAGGGAGCACUGUGUCAGCAUGACCUCAUUAGAGUGGUUUAUAGUGAUCUUCAUCCUCAAAGGGAAACAUUUACUGCACAAAACAGGUUUGAGGUCCUGAGUUUUCUCAUGCUCUGCUACAAUUCAGCUAUUGUUUAUAUGCCUGCCUCCUCUUAUCAGGCACUGUGCCGCAUGGGUUCCAGGCUUUGCGUGAGUGGGUUUCCACGGCAAAAUGAAAAACAAUGGAAAGAACCUUGUGGCCGAGUAGUAUUGGAUCCUGAAUUUAUGGUGCAGCUUCUGACAGGUGUCUAUUAUGCCAUAUAUAAUGGACAGUGGGACCUUGGCCAAGAAGUACUGGAUGACAUUAUUUACAGAGCUCAGCUAGAACUUUUUUCUCAACCACUACUGGUUGCUAACGCCAUGAAGAAUUCAUUACCAUUUGAUGCUCCUGAUUCUUCACAAGAAGGUCAAAAAGUACUUAAAGUAGAGGUUACACCCACAGUGCCAAGGAUUUCUCGAACUGCAAUCACAACUGCUUCAAUUCGUCGUCAUCGAUGGAGGAGAGAAGAUGGCUUUGACUUCUCAAACGAGGCUGACUCGCGUAUUCCUGGCUCCCCGAUCCAACACGGCUCCACAGACCUAGGGAUCAAACGUGUGCAAGAGGGGGAGGUGCUGAUGCGCAGGACCCCUGAGCACGGCUCGCCGGAGCCCACCUUGGCAGCAGCCACAACAGAGGGUGCUGAGGGUGUAAAUGGAGGAGAGGAGUCUGUGAACCUGAAUGAUGCAGAUGAAGGAUUUUCAUCAGGGGCUUCUCUCAGCAGUCAGCCAGUUGGGACCAAACCAUCAUCCUCUCAGAGGGGAAGCUUAAGGAAAGUAGCAAGUGGCCGUUCAACAAAGGAUAAAGAAACAGCUUCUGCCACCAAAUCCAUCGAGAGCCCUCGGGAGUCAGUAGUUCGUAAGCAGUACAUACACCAACCAGCUGACCUUAGUGUAGAUUCCAUUGAAUUGACACCGAUGAAGAAACACCUGAGCCUACCUGCUGGCCAGGUGGUGCCAAAAGCUAAUAGCUUGAGUUUGAUCCGGACAGCCAGUGCUUCCUCAAGUAAAUCCUUUGACUAUGUGAAUGGCAGUCAAGCCAGUACAAGCAUUGGGGUUGGCAUUGAGGGAGUUACUAAUUUAGCAGGUAGCAAUGCUAAUCGAUUUUCAACUAUCAGCCUACAGGAAGACCGACUAGGCCAGGCUGGGGAAGGUAAAGAUCUCCUCAGCCCAGGCGCCCCCCUAACCAAGCAAUCUCGUUCCCCAAGCUUCAAUAUGCAGCUGAUAUCACAGGUGUAGUUUUGACAGUUCCACUUUUUUUCUUUCUGUGUAUCUUUUAAAACCAAACAUUUCAUUGUGCAAGAAGAAACUUCACCCCACAAUCUGAAACUACUGACCAUUGUAAUCAGAUUUGAUUUGGUUUAGGUAUCAUCAUACUGUAUUUUGUACUGAAACAGCAAUAAGAUUUUCUUUCCCCUCCUAUUCUUCCUCUUUGUCCCCUCCCCCAAACUCCCCAAAUGUGUUUGUGAAGCAGUAUAAAAUGUAUGCCUUUUUCAUGCCUUCCUUUCUCCUUGGGUGAUGUGCAAUCCAUCGUAGGUUGAUCGGUCCCAUUUCAACACUGUGAGACUGCAGAGACAUUAGAGGAAAUGGUGUAUGUGAUCCCUAUGAAAUGAUUCUUUGGCUUUGUUAAGAAAUAGAAACGGGUUCUCUCAAUGUACAGAACUAUGAAAACUACUGGAUCAUAUGUUUAUUUUUUCUCUCAAAACCAGGAGUGCCUCAGAGAUUCUACUAUGACUUUUGACUUCUCUGAGUUUGUGCAAUCUUUUGUUUUUGCUUUUCUUUCUUUUUGUAAAAAGAAAUAUGAGAAAAGGAGAUGGGAGGAAAUAGAUCAGACAUGCUUCUGGCAGUCUUCUGCACUUUUUCAUUAAAAUGAGGGUAGUUCUUUUCCCCCAACUCUUUUACUCUGAAAAGUUAAAUAUUCAGUCACUGAAACAUUCAAACCAAGUUUUGGUCUUCAUUGCAGAGAAGGCUCUAGGUUUAUUGUGUAAAUGGUAAUGCACUUUUAAUGGCUUUAUAGCCAUAUUUAACAUAAUGUCUUCCCUCUUUCCCACCAGGACAUAUAGGGUUAUUCUGUCAGUAGGUUAAAGUUUGAAGCAGUAAACAAGUCCAAGAAUCCAGAUGGGGUAUCCUUUUUCCUAGACAUGAUGAACAGUUUGUUCUUGUUUAUGAAUUGUUGAUGACUGAUUCCAACAAGUGCAUCUUCAGGUAAACAGUGGAAUUUUUCAAGUCAUCUUCAGUGAUACCAGAUUAUUUGUGAAGCCCUCUCCAGCUGCUUUCUAGGUAUGCCUACAUUCAGGCAAAUAUUUUGGAUUAUAUACUUCAUGAAGGUACAUCAGGAACAGAUAAUUUGCUUGGGGGAAUCACUGAAGCUUCAGUAUGACACAUUUUUAUAAAACAAUUUCCUACCAGGGGAUAUUGAAAUGUCUUCUGCUAAAAGGACCACACUACCUUUUUAUUAAUCAGUCUACUGCAGUUUAUGAGCCUGUUCAACAUUGAUUUGAAAGUGGGUUCCUUGUCCUUUAGAUAUUUUUGAAAUCAUGUCAAUGAGCUAGACAUUAAAUGUAUGACUAGCUUUUGGAAAUUAUUUAAGAGGCUACAAAAAUGUAUCAUUCAAAUUAAUGGUUCUGAUUUGAUUAAAGAAUCAUUUUAAAUUUUACAUAGCUUCCCUGAGUCUUUUGGCUCUGAUAAUUAAAAUAGGAGAGUAUAGUAGAAAAUACACACCUGCGUGCGCGUGUGCACGUGCACACACACACACACACACGC